Molecule: messenger RNA, 3826 nt
Organism: Cyprinus carpio (common carp)
Lineage: Eukaryota; Metazoa; Chordata; Actinopteri; Cypriniformes; Cyprinidae
Product: zinc finger and BTB domain-containing protein 25-like
Biological process (GO): regulation of transcription by RNA polymerase II
Cellular component (GO): nucleus
Molecular function (GO): protein binding; RNA polymerase II cis-regulatory region sequence-specific DNA binding; DNA-binding transcription factor activity, RNA polymerase II-specific
Source: RefSeq, a predicted model, not a curated record
GCAUGUUUUGGGAACGUGUGAAUGCAUUAUGUCUGUGCGAUGGUGCAUGCAUGUUUUGUUGGCCAAGGUGCAUGAAAACGUACACCGUUUCUUCGACAACACUUGAUCGGUGUAGACCAGACGUGUGAAAAUUAUGAUUCUGUCGCGGACAAAUCUGAUGGGAGUCUGAACAUGCAUAUUACACAAGCAUGAACUAAAUAGCUCAUACACGCUAUUUUGUGUAUAAUCCAUUCAUUCUUGACAUUUCCUAUGCGACGAACAAUUGCUGUUUGUAAAUGUCCUUUUGUGUAAUGAUUUUAAGAAAUCGCUCUCAGGUAUUGUCUAGUCAGGUCGACAUACAAAGAUUUUAAAAUGUUGCACUGUAAACAUUAAAUACAAGCCAGUCGUUGCUGUUUCUCCGUUCAUAUUAAGGAAAGAAAAAAAAAAUAAUACAAUUGUACAAUAUGACAUUCCGCUGUAGAUUAAGUUAGCCUAUACAUUAAGAAAAACAUACAAUGUAGUUCUUACGGAAUUUCCUAAUAAUGUUUUAUGAGGAAUGUAAGAAUGUCAUUUACCAAAACAAAGUAGGUUUCACUGUAAAAAAAAAACAAAACAAAAAACAAAAACAUUCCUAUCCAGAUGUAAACAGCUGGGUAGUCUCAAAAAUGUUUUAAAUAUUAUGGCUAUUUUGAUCGAUAGAGGUCGCCAGUUACUCAUACAACUAAGGCUUUUCAGAGACUCACUUCAUUGGUUGGUUUUGGCACUUGCUGGUCCAUCAUGUUGAGAGGCAUUUGGGACAAGAAAAAAAUUAGAAUGUCUGAGAAGACAAAAGGAGAAAUCUAGUUUAAAAGUAUAUGCCUUGGUAUUCAUAGUGGUUUCAUGCAUUUUUAUUUUUUUGUUUAGUGCAAUUUCUUUUAAGAACAUCAUAAUUUUUUUUCCAAAUAUACAAUAUUAAUAUCAAUGUUUUUCUUAAAGUUGCUGUAUUUCACAUGAACAACACAGACAUAGGUAAAUGCUAGUAUUAUUAAUACCUGCUUAACAUACAGCAGAGUAGGCUAUUCAAUUUAUGCAUAAGAAUUUGAUUGACAUUUGUCGUCUAUGCAUGUAUGUAUGUAACAGGUUGAGAUGGACGUGUCUGGCCACAGUCUGUUCCUUUUGCAGCAGCUAAACGUCCAAAGGGAGUUUGGCUUUCUGUGUGACUGCACUGUUGCCAUUGGUAACGUAUACUUCAAGGCUCAUCGUGCAGUCCUUGCUGCCUUCUCAAACUACUUCAAAAUGAUCUUCAUCCACCAGUCCAGUGAGUGCAUCAAGAUCCAACCCACAGAUAUUCAACCAGAUGUCUUCAGCUACCUGUUACACAUCAUGUACACAGGCAUGGGUCCCAAACAACCCGUAGACCACGGCAGACUUCAAGAAGGUAUCAAGUUCCUCCAUGCGUACCAGCUCUGCCACAAAACAGGUGAUGGUGGUCCCGAUGCAUCCUCUGAACCCAUCCGUAUGUCCAACCUGUAUGGCAUCCAGAUCUCUUCACAGUUGGCCAGUAAAGAGAACUCGGGCCUGAAGGCUGGUGGUUCACGGGACCCUGAGGAUGGCCGCUCCAGCACGAGGGCUGAUCGCACACAUGGCCGUUUAGCUCUCGCUGUAGGGCUGGAGGGCAUUACGUCUGAACGACAGCCUCAAAGCUUCCGCGCCGCAUCCUCAGUGGCCUCGGGGGACGACUCUGACAUUUCGGCACGGAUAAAACAGGAAAGAGCAGAGGAGGAAGAACAGGAAGGUGACAAAGAGCCUUGCUCUCUCUCCCAAGCUCAGGUGAGCCCCUGUCUAUUCAAAGAUGCCCCUCUAGCGCUCUUAUGCCCCCGGUGCGGUGAACGCUGUCUGUCACCUGAAGGCCUACAAGAGCACCUAUUUACCCAUGCAGCCUGUGCCCUCGAGCCUAGUGGUCUGAUGGAAGGCCCUUCAGAGGACAAAACCGGGGAGCACAAGUCCCUAGAGGAGAGGCGGCCUCACAAUAAGCGCAUAGACUCUGGCAGUCUGGAGGAGGCCUUACGGCAGAGUCAGGCCCUGGCAGAUGAGCUGGCCGUGGAACUCAGGCGAGGUAGUGGGACUGGAUGGAGCGGCAGCCCGUUGGCAGCCUUCACACGAAAACGAAAGAUGGCCUGUGCCGUCUGCAACCUUCGGUUCACGCAGAAGAGUCAGCUGCAGGAGCACAUGUUCGCACAUGUGGGCAAGCCGUUGCGAUACCAUCGUUACAGCCGCUUCUGCGGGCAGCUGCUCCAGGGCUGUGAGGGCCAGCCAGAUAUUACCGCAGCCACAGGAGAGGAGGCAGCCAAGGACACUCAGGAUAAUGGCAGCUCCUGCUACUCACUGGACUCUGAGGUCUCUCAGGAGAGUGUGGACACAGUGACUGUGGAAUGACGUAGUGUUUGACAUAUAUUCAUGCACACACAACACACAAUGACUGUUAAAGAAAUAUUCUGGAUUUAGUGCAAGUUAAGCUCAGUCAACAGCAUUUGUUGAUUACAACAAAAAAUCAUUUCCACCUGUCCCUCCUUUUCUUUAAAAAAAAGGAGCAAAAAUCUGUUACAGUGAGGCAUUUACAGAAGUGAAUGGGGCUAAUUCAUAAACAUUAAAAUACUCACUGUUUUAAUAAGACAUAAACAAAAGUAGUGCUUGUGACAUACAUAAUUUUAAAAAGAAUAAUGUAUAAGUGUUUUUAAAACGUUUUAAGAGUCAUGUUUCUGCUUUUAAUUCCUCCAAAAUUGGUCCCCGUUCACUUACAAUCCAGUGUGCCUCGCCAUAACCUCAGUUUUUGCUUUGUUAAGAAAACGGGACAAGUAAAAAUUGCUUUGUGUUAAUCAACAUUAUUCUUCAAAUUAUGCUGAUUGAGCUGAACUUUUAUUAAACCCAGAAUUUUCCUUUAAUAAAUUUUCUUUUCUGCCUCAGAACUUCUGUCCUGUCACAAAAGUCCUUAUCAGUGUUAAAACAUACAAUAGUUUUGUUUCAAACUUAGUGUUGAUGAUUGUAGUGUUAUUGUAUAAUGAUGUUGCUGACUCUUGGAUGACUGAACACUGUUGGAUCAAUUAUAUAUUGAAAGGAAUUAUUAGAUUGACAAGCACAUGCAUGUGAAACUUAAAUAGCACUAUUAAGUGGCACAUUUGACCACAAUCAAAAUAUUUAUUUUCAGAGGCCUGCUUAAACUAAUAAUGUGAUUAUUUUUGUUUAUUUUGGGGUUGUGGCCUAAUGAGUGAAACUGACUGAGCAUAGAUUCUAAAUGAUUUCUUCCCUAAAUCGAAUUACCUAUCCAAAACUGGUUCAGUGCCUUAGAAUAUUUUUGCCAAACAUCUCUGUAAAGAAAAACACUUAAACUAUUGCUCAGCCAGUUGAACCAAAUCCAGCUGUUUUUCAUUUUUCAAGUUAACAGUGAACAGUGCCUAUUUGUGCAAAGUUGUCCAAGACAUCUACACAAUCAGAAUAAUCUAUCAAAUGAAUGUGUGCAACUGGUGCUUUUCUAAAGUUUGCUAACAGUCUUACUACAUAAAUACAAACCGAGACAUAAAUACAAAGAUGGGACAAUGCCACUGUAAAUGUCUUAUAUAAUACUUCUUGACAAACACAGCAAUGGCACAUUCAGUCAUGUUUCAAAAGCAGACAGGUCAUUUAUAGACAGUUUACAGACAGUUAUAUUCAUUGAAUAAUUGAGGCUGGUGUACUGUGAUGAGUAUAUUAAAUCAGCAAAACUUGCAUUUGUGUUAUUUGUGUGACUUGUGUAGUGCAUUUAAAUCGUCCCUUUCUAUUUUAUUCAUCAUCAGCACUCAGUGCCACCGUGUGAUAAUGUUUUGGGGUAUUU